AAAAGCAAGCAUUUUUUCCACACACUCUCUCUCUCUCUCCUCAUAAUUUUCACGUUCUCCUACCUCAUCCUCUCACUCUCCCUUUCCGUGGUCUUCUUCUUCUUUUCUCUAACAUUUUCUUCUUUCUCUUCUUGGCCGAGAGCCACCAUCACCACCAUGGCCUCUCCUCCUUAUCUCCUCAUCAUCAUCGGCGGUUGUUCCUCUUCCCCACGGUGAGAGCUCCACGAGCAAUCGUGGAUGAGGUUUCCACCAAUGUAGCUUCCUCAUCUUCAUUCCCGUGACAGUGGAAGCCACCACCACGACGAGCUCCACGGCCUAUGUUUCAUGGCGAGCCCACCAACGACCACCACCACCAUGGAUCUCUUUACUUUCUUUCUGAUUGAGAGCUUCGAGAACACCACCAUGACAGUCGCUGCUCCAUGACCACUUCCAUGGUCAAGUCCUCAUCUUCUUCCAUGGUGAAUCAUAAAGGUUGCUCAUUUAUAUUUGGGUUCUGCCCAAAGACCGUUUGAGAUCUCACGCUUCUGGGUCAAUAAGAUGAAGAUCAAAAUUUUUCCACCGAGCCACCACCGUCGUCUUCUACCCUGUUCUCUGGUGAACUCAAAAAACAAACACCACAUCCAUUCCAUCAUGAGCUGCGACGGACGAUAUUAUGGAGGGUAUCAAAUCGAUUUGGCAAUGUCUAGGUUGUAAGUGACAUUACAAAGUUAGUAUUGGUCGACACUAGACCAAUGACAGAUCGACUGGGAGGUGUCUUGCCUACCAAGUGCAUUCACAACUCUAACGGUCGUUAUGAUGAUGAUGGCAAGCGACGACGUGAUUAAGUGUUAUAAUUUUGGGAGAAUGUCGUCUGCGCUGACCGACAAGGGGAGUUUCUCAAAAGAUGAGUAGGGUGUGAGACCCGAAUUCCUGGAAGUAUUAUUCUUAAUUAAUUUCCAACGUAUGUCUAGGGUUUCGUGUCAGCGUAAAGAUGUUUGUAAGAAGUGUAUGUAAAGACCUACAAGUGGAAUAAUGCAAAAGCCUUAUAUAUCUAUAUAUAAAGUUGCAGUCACGAUAUCCCCAAACUUGGUAAAAUUCACAAACGUAUGAGAAGCUCUGCGAAGGAACCUCCGGCACGGUGGCGGCGGCCAUGGAGGCGAUCGGAGAGUAACUUUGAACGUCACUGGGAGGUGCAACGUCCUAAACAGAGAUCUGCAAAUUAUCGUUGGGGCUUUAAUCGAUCACAUCAGCAAUGGAAUGGGUCUGGUUUCUCUCGGCAGUGGCAGCAAGGUACAGUUCAGGGAUAUGGCAGAUAUGGAGAGAAUGAGGGCCAAAUUAGGGGGAGUUAUGAUCAGAAACGGAAGCAGCAGCCAUAUGUGCUUAGGGGAACAACGUUUCAUACUAGGGGUGCUUUUAUCCCUAAUUCGAAACAGCAGCACAAUCCACGCCUUUAGGCCACAAGCCCUGCCAUUCACAAAACCAAGCAACAAGGUGAAUCCUUUGCGGUUUUUGUUGAUGGAUUAGGAGAUAGGAUAACUUUACAGAAAUUAAGAGCAAUUUUUGGGAAGGCAGGGAGGCUACAUGAUGUUUUUAUUCAGCAGAAAAAGAAAUACCUGCCUCGCUUUCGUUUUGGAUUUAUAAGAUUCAAAAGCGAUGAUGAGGCAUGAAAGGCGAUUCGUAUGUUUCAUGGCUUGAAAUUAGAAGGCAAUUAUCUUGUGGUCCAGAAAGCGAGGUUUCAGCGACCAUCUCGAUCAUCUGUGGUUCCCUCAGCAGGGAAAAAUCAAUAUGCAAUUCAGGGGAAAGUUUGGAGGCCUAAGGAACAGCAUAAGGUCAGUGAGCAAGGACCAGUUCCUGUGAAAAAAUUGCCUUUGGUUCAGCCUGCGGAUGUCAUACAUAGGUCUGAUGAUUGCCAGUUGCGUCUUGCUGUGUCAGACGUGGAUGAAGAGUGGUUCCAAAGGUGUGCUCGGGCGCGCACAUUACUAGAUAUGCAUGUUGACGUUUUGCAGGAGCAAUUCAGUCAAAUUGGACUGUUUAAUUUCCGCUUAAUUCCGCUUGGCGCGAAUGAAGUAAUUCUGGAAUUUGAGAGUAAGGAAGAAAUGCAGGGGACUCUUGAGGAGUGUGGUUAUUUUUUAGAGCAGAAGUUGUCUGAUGUUAAGCCUUGCACUGCAUUUACCUUUGGUGCGGCACAACUUGUCUAGAUUCGUUUGUGGCAAGUUCCGAUGGGUUUAUGGACAGAAUCUUUCUUUAAUUCCGUCGGUAAUAAGUUGGGAAGCUAUGUUAUGUCCGAUACAACAACCUUGUCGCGCUAUAGAGCUGAUUAUGCCCGAAUCUUGGUUAAGUUGCAUCAUCCACUGUUACACUGUUUUACCAUGUCAGUUGAUGUUGGAGGGACAUCAAGUAUAAUUCUGGUAGAGAAAGAUGCAACGUCGUAUGAUCAUGGGAGUGUCAUGGCCAUGCCGUCAACACCGGUCAAGAUUUAUAACUCAGAAGAUGAUAACGUUUCUGAUGAGGAAGAUGAGGAAGGUGAUGACCGUAACAAUGACUUUUCCCAAAUCCAACCAGAACCACAUGAGAAGGAUUAUGAAUCUGCUGUAGAGAUUGAUUCUGAUGAAGAGGAUGAAGUUUUUAGAAACGCAAAAUUGGAUGGUCUUCGUUCUGGUGUUUAUGUGCAGCCGGCGGAGAUGGAAGGGCGUUCAGAGGUGGCUGGCCAUGAGGGUUCACCGGCGGCGAAAGUUAGCCCUUUGGCCUUGUCGGUCAACGAUUCUCUAGGAGCGGCAGUUUCAAAUUUGAAUUCAAAUGGAGAUGGGGCAGCCAUGAAUUCAGGAGCAGAGGUGAGGGAGCAGUUACAGGACCUCAUUGAAGCAGGUUAUACGUUACAGGAGCUUGAGGUUUGGAGAAAUAAUAUAAAAGCUGAUGGAAUCUUGGAGGGUAAAAAACAAAUCUUGGAUAAUAAAUUUCAAAAUCCUGUUAAUUAUGAGAGAAAAUUUGAAGUUACAGGAUAUUCAUUCAAUUUCAAAGAUUUAUUUCUGAAUAAUAAUUUUCUGCCAAAUAUUUCUUUUUAUUGGGACCCACAAAAUUUGAAACAGCUUCAAGGUGCAAGGACGUGUUUGCCUUCUCUUCCCAGCAACCAGAAUCACUUAUUUGGGUUCGCGACAUCUUUGACAACUUCGACUGCUCCUGAGGCAAAACGUGAAACACAAGAUGUGUUUGUGCGCACAAGUCCGAAUCAAAUAGUAAGGCAAACUCUUGCUUGCAUCCAAGAAAAUCAUGAGACGCCAAAGAAGUUCUCUUCUGUGCCUUCUCGUGAUGCUGAUUCUGCACUGGCUUCCCCAGUAGUGAAAAAAUCACCAAAUACAGACUCAUCUAAGAAGAGUUCUCAGAGGGGGCGUCCAAAAGGUAGCAAAAAUAAACCAGAACCCCUUCCAGAUGAUUUUCUAGAACCUGUACAAGGAGAAGAUGGAGUGACAACGCGUGCACAGAGAACGUGGUUGUUAGGGAAGCAGUUAGGAUUGAAACCUCGUGGAUCGGAAGCUCUGAUGCUUCGUGGAUUAGAAGCACAGAUACGUCAAAACCACCCACAUCUCAAAUAAUAUGUCAGGACCUUGGCUCACAUGGAGUUUCGAGGGUUAGGAGAUUCAAUGAAGAGGGAAGCAUCCCUUUCUUUCCUCUUCUUGCACUUCACCGCCAGCCCCAUUCACCAAUACCUCUAUCCCAAAGUUUUCAGGUGUGGAGCAGAUUUUGAUGGGCAGGGUGGCACCGGUGAUCUGUGGCUGGUUGUUGUUGUUGUUUACUGGGACAUGACAGUAGAGUGGAAGUGUUGUUGCUGUUUUUUGCUGUGAAAUUAAUUUUGCUGUUGCUGUGAGAGGCUAUUUUAAUCAUUUUUUUUUGAGAAAUUUGGCUGUUGUUGCUGAUAUGUUGAGGCGUUGAGGGUUGUUAUGUUGCUGUGGAAUUUAGUUAUGUUGUUGUUUUUCUCAUAUGAUAUUAAUAUUGCAGCUUUGGUGCUGUUUUUGGCUGCUGAUGGAUUAGAGAAAGUCUAUGUUUCUUGCUGGUUUUGUGUGGCAGCAGAGUGGUCCGUGGAGAUGUUGCAGCGUGAUGAAGGAUGUUGCUAGGAGGUUUUGGUGGCUGGCCAAUUUUGGUGAUAUCUUUGAUGGGCAUUCAUGUGGCUGGUGGUCAUAAAACUUUCAAGGUGUAAAGUUUUGCAGUCACGAAAUUCAGAGGUUGAUGUUGUUAUAUUGGGAGACUAUGGUUAUGACUUUGAUACAUUUGGUUUGGAUGUUCAUUCAGCACUUGUAAUAGUGGUUUAAUUGGUAUUGGGAUUUUUGUAUUUGGCCUCAAUUCUUUAGGUGUGCUUAGUUGGUUAUCUUAAGAGGGAUGUACUCUUUUUCCUUGCUUGGUUUUUUCCUACUGGGUUUUGUCAGGCAAGGUUUUGAUGAGGAACCCUCUUAGGGUAUCGUUGCUGUAGGAUCACGCGCUUACCACUACGCCAAAACCAAUUGGUGUUAGUGAGGGCGCAACGUUAUUUCUUAUAGCGUAGCAGACAGCGCCCCGUUUCGAAUGCUACCUGCAGGCAGGAUGCUGGCCCACCUGGACCCAACAAUCCCCCCCCCAGCACCUGCCAGCCAAACUAGCUGCACAGCAUGCCUUCCGUGGGAUUCGAACACGGGACCUGGCUCUGAUACCACUUGUAGGAUCACGCGCUUACCACUACGCCAAAACCAAUUGGUGUUAGUGAGGGCGCAACGUUAUUUCUUAUAGCGUAGCAGACAGCGCCCCGUUUCGAAUGCUACCUGCAGGCAGGAUGCUGGCCCACCUGGACCCAACAGUUGCCAAUUAAGCUUUAGAAGAAUUAGUGAGGCAUGAGGGGUUGGUUUGUUAGGUACUAUGUUGUGAAAACUCUUGUAUCACGUUUGGUUGAUUCUUAAUAAAUUCUUUUCAUUUUCAAAAAAAAUAAAGUUGCAGUCACAUUUUGAA
Lotus japonicus is the source of this 4950-nucleotide messenger RNA. RefSeq lists its product as uncharacterized. The record is from RefSeq and is a predicted model, not a curated record. The transcript is spliced from 2 exons. NCBI's taxonomy places the organism in Eukaryota, Viridiplantae, Streptophyta, Magnoliopsida, Fabales, Fabaceae. Bases 2199 to 3569 code for a protein of 456 amino acids.